Dissoconium aciculare CBS 342.82 is the source of this 792-nucleotide messenger RNA. RefSeq lists its product as uncharacterized. Bases 1 to 792 code for a protein of 263 amino acids. NCBI's taxonomy places the organism in Eukaryota, Fungi, Ascomycota, Dothideomycetes, Mycosphaerellales, Dissoconiaceae. The record is from RefSeq and is a predicted model, not a curated record. The transcript is spliced from 2 exons.
AUGGACACCAAGGACGUUGACGUCAGCGCAGGAGUGCUGGAAGCCUUUCCAGUACAUGUGGUGGAAGUUGCCGUGGGUGUAUACAGUCUUGGCCUUCCCGCUGGUCGUACAGGCUCUUUGAGCACCAAUCACGUCGCAAUUUUUCUGAUACUCGCAGGGCAAUCGAGCUGCGUGAGAUUGGACAUGGCACCAGACGAAAAUCUCUUGGGUGCACUUGAUGUUCGCUUUUAUAAUUAUGCAAAGUCGAAACAUGUCAUAGAGACACACUCAUUGAAAAGUGCAUCUGAUCAAACGGUGCAAGACUUCUGGCAAGCCAUCGAGCAAGACUCACGGCACAUGUUCCGGUUUGAGCAAGUCGAUAAAGCCACAUACGGAUCUCGCCACUGGAUGUACGAGACCUUCUGCCUCCGAAAAAACCUACUCGAUACAGCAGAAGAUCUUGAAAACGCCAGAGAUUUCCUCAGCCAGCAGGGCGACAAACGUCCUAAGGUUGAGCAUGAGCUCAUCGAUGAACCAUUCCGUGGCAAAUUCCUCAAAAAUCAUACUACGCCGCGGAGUAACGAACACUUCGAAUCAUUUUUCCGGAAUCUGUUGAAUUUGUACGCCGUGUUUCAGGACAAUCACUCGACGUUCUGGGAUCUAUUGCAAUCACUAGGAUCCAAGACUGAGCGAGCAUGGGAUUAUCCAGCAAGCGAGGACAGCGAAACUCAAUCAGCGUCUGACCACCACAGAUUCAUCGCGGAGGUCGCUAGAGCCAUGACUGAUCAAGGACUUGAGGCGGAGCACUUGUAA